AUGACUUACAAAAUAAAUGGAAAGAUUAAGAAUAUUACCGACUAUUAUUUGGCUAAUGUUGUUUUAGGAUUCUCAGCAUACAACAAUAAAUUUGACAAAAUUGGUGUUUUAACAUGCAUUGAUACUCGUCAAUUCCUCAAAAAAUCAAGUUUGAACUAUACAAAUAAUUUUUCACACAUAAGAGUUAGGAUUCCAAGCAUUCCUGUUAACAAUACUGUUGGAGAAUUAAUGAAACUGAUGAGGAAUGAUUUUAAUGAAAGAGUUAAACGCGGCGAAAUGUUUUCCGCCUUGAAAGCAAUGAAAGAAAACUAUUUCAAGCAAUCUGAUACUGAGAAAAAAGAUAUAGGCUGCGUUUGUGAUCUUUCAUUAAUAGGAACAUUUGAUCUGGGGAAUAAAUUCAAGGAUGCUUGGGUUGACUAUCACAUCAAUGCUGAAGAAAUCAAAAAUAGUGUCGGAUUCCUUUCUUUUUCUGUAAUCAAAAAUGGUGUAAAUACAAUUUAUGGCAAAUUCAGAACAGCUACAACAUAUUUUUCUGAAAAAGACGCUAAAAUUGUUGGAAGUUUAAUCAUUCAUGGAAUGAAAACAAUUCAUCCUCAAAUGAAAAUAUCUGACGCAUUGAGCAUGCUCAAAGAUUAUCAAAACUAUUUAUCAAAUUCUUUAUAUUUAAGGCUCUAG
Trichomonas vaginalis G3 is the source of this 675-nucleotide messenger RNA. RefSeq lists its product as uncharacterized. Bases 1 to 675 code for a protein of 224 amino acids. The transcript has a single exon. Lineage: Eukaryota; Parabasalia; Trichomonadida; Trichomonadidae. The record is from RefSeq and is a predicted model, not a curated record.